AUGGACAUAGACCUGUGCAUCCGGCUCCUGCGGUGCUUCGCUCGGGCCAAGUACAAAGACGGCGACACCUUACAAUCGCUGGUUCGUAAUCUGUCGACUGUGGGAAAGACGCCUUCCAAUCUUACGUGCAUGUCAUCUGCUCUGCUUGCAUUGCGUGAGGCUUUGGGCGAAGAGGAGGUGAAGGCGGUGUUUCGAAGGUUCGAAGACCGAGCUCUCGAGCACAGCAAGGAGGCCUGGGGGCUGAGUUCCCCGUUGAUGCUCGCCAAUCUGGUGGGUGCAUCGUCCUUUGCGAAAGUAGAAUCUGACUGGAGCUCAGCACGCAGUUUGCUGGUGGGAGCAGUGGCUCAGCACGCUGGCAGGAUGGGGCCAAUGCACUUGGAAAUCUCGGCAUACGCUUGCGCGCGGCUCCAGAGGAGCUGCAAAGAUCCAGCCGGUCUCCAACAAAUCUUGGAGGCUGCCACAGUCCUUCUGGAUCGUGGAACGAACCGCGCCACGCGAUUCUUGCCCCGAGGUCUGCUCAACUUUUUUGUUGCCAUGGAGCGCCUGCUGGGACCGUCCAAGGUCUCAGACUUGGCACUGUCCGUUGCAAGGCGCCUGCAGCGGUGUGUGCCGGAAGACUUGGAAGGCUGCACUGGUGGUGACAGGUACCGAUCAGCCCUCUGCUUGCUUCGAGCCUGCCGGGCAGAGCGCAGCCCAGCCCUCGCAGCAGCCGGCGCGGAGGCUCUGGCCAUCCUUCUGGGUGAGAAUCUUUCAGCUCUGCCGCCGCAUGCGAUGCGAGCUCUGGCGGCGAGGAUACAGGACCUGUCCACUUGUGAUGACGCAGCAGACUGGUCCAAGGCAUUAAAGGCCAGCUGCAUGGCGUGGUUCAAGAUAUGGGGGUUUCCGAAAAUAGGGGACCCUAAUAUAGUACCCCAAAUAAUAGGAUCCCUAUUAUAA
Molecule: messenger RNA, 936 nt
Organism: Symbiodinium sp. CCMP2456
Lineage: Eukaryota; Dinophyceae; Suessiales; Symbiodiniaceae
Source: the annotation of a GenBank genome assembly